AUGGCAGGUCAAGAAACAGUCAACAAAGCUAAGGAACUUGAGGUUGAGAAACUUUUGAAGAAGUUGAAUAAACCAGCCGUUAAGUCCAUUAAGAUGAGGCCAACAUUCUGUCCAAAAAGAAGCAAUUUUUCACAAUCAAACCCAAUUGCUCAAUUGUGGCACCAAAGUGGAAAUUGUCCAAAAGGAACCAUUCCCAUAAGAAGAACAACAAAAGAUGACGUAUUGAGGGCAGAUUCUAUCCAUCAAUUUGGGAAGAAGAUCAAUCAGACCAUUCCUGAUCUGUCUGGAUCAUUAUACUCUACUAAUGGCCAUGAGGUAUUAGUCCCUAUACUCAUUAUUUUAUGCCAUAGCCGAUUUGCGAGGAAUAGAUACUAUGGAGCCCAGGCAUCCAUAAACAUUUGGAAGCCCCACGUUCAAGAAUCCAAUGAAUUUAGCCUCUCUCAAAUUUGGAUUGUGAAUAGUGAUGAUUCUAAUAAGGUUGAGACCAUCGAAUCUGGUUGGCAGGUAUAUAUACGACAUAUAUAUGCAUAUAUACUUUUUAUAUAUUGGACAAGCGACUCAUAUGACCGCACUGGAUGUUACAAUCUUGGCUGCUCUGGCUUUGUUCAAGUUGAUAAUAAAAUAGCAGUUGGAGGCAGCCUGCAACCAUUCUCCGUAUAUGGUGGUUCUCAAUAUGCAUUCUCCAUCCUUAUCUGGAAGGAUCCAGGAAGUGGAAACUGGUGGAUGUUACUUGGGAAUAGUAUAUUUGUGGGAUAUUGGCCAGCUUCUUUGUUCAAUCAUAUGUCUGGGAGUGCAUCAAAUGUGCAGUGGGGAGGUGAAAUAAUAAACAUAAGGUCUCACGGCCAGCACACCACAACAGGAAUGGGAAGUGGUUAUUUCCCUCAAGCAGGUUUUGGAAAGGCUAGCUUCUACAAGGACGUUUCUAUUGUUAAUAGAAAUAAUUAUCUUGUGUCUCCAAGUAACUUUGGCACUUACGCUAGCAAUGCCAAGUGCUAUGAUAUUACCCCAUUUGGUCAUUCUAAUAACUGGGGUGCCUACUUCUUCUAUGGAGGUCCUGGAAGAAACCGAGACUGUCUGUAG
This is a messenger RNA of Neltuma alba, 1080 nucleotides long. RefSeq lists its product as uncharacterized. Lineage: Eukaryota; Viridiplantae; Streptophyta; Magnoliopsida; Fabales; Fabaceae. The record is from RefSeq and is a predicted model, not a curated record. Bases 1 to 1080 code for a protein of 359 amino acids. The transcript has 7 exons.